Messenger RNA from Lentinula edodes (shiitake mushroom), 1304 nucleotides. RefSeq names its product aspartate kinase homoserine dehydrogenase. Lineage: Eukaryota; Fungi; Basidiomycota; Agaricomycetes; Agaricales; Omphalotaceae. Gene Ontology annotation, biological process: aspartate family amino acid biosynthetic process; L-homoserine biosynthetic process. The transcript has 4 exons. Gene Ontology annotation, molecular function: NADP binding; homoserine dehydrogenase activity; aspartate kinase activity. The record is from RefSeq and is a predicted model, not a curated record. The coding region runs from base 93 to 1202 and encodes 369 amino acids.
UUAUUGCGGCGAUUGAUGGCAUCGAUAUUGCGUCGAGUCAGUUUCCAGAGAAUGGACUUGCAAAGAAUCACAAAAGCUUCACCUUCGCUACCAUGUCCACCCAAAAAACACCGCAGAUGCUCGUUGCCGUAGUCGGUGUCGGUCUUGUCGGUUCAGAGUUUAUUAACCAACUCUUAUCUAUUCCUACCGAAUCUUCCCCAUUUCGACUCGUUUCUCUUUCAUCAUCAUCCCGUACCAUUUACUUUGAACCAGCAAACGCCAUAACUUCGAUUGAAAAAUGGAAAACGAUCUUAUCCGAAUCCAAUGAGAAGCCGGACUAUGAGAGCCUCACCGCAAAGCUUUCUAGUUCGAUCUCUCCUUCAACAAAAGUCGCUAUCGUCGAUAAUACGUCUUCGGAUGAAAUCGCGUCGUUGUAUCCUAAAUGGCUCAAAGCUGGUAUCAAUGUGAUUACGCCGAACAAAAAGGCGUAUUCUGGCGAUCUGAGGUUGUACGAGGAGAUUCUGAGCGCAAGCAAAGAAAGCGGAGCGCGAUUCUUGAAUGAAUCGACGGUCGGGGCUGGGUUGCCUGUUAUAUCGACGUUGAAGGAGUUGGUGGCUACUGGAGACAAGGUCAAGAAGAUUGAAGGUGUAUUCUCGGGUACAAUGAGUUACAUCUUCAAUGAAUUUUCCACUGGUUCUCCAGACGGUCCCAGCUUCUCCUCUGUUGUCAGUGUGGCUCGUGAAAAAGGUUACACGGAACCCCAUCCUGCAGAUGAUCUGAACGGCUUUGACGUUGCCCGAAAACUCACGAUUCUCUCUCGUACUAUCGGCUCUUCAUCAUUACCAUCGUUACAGUCCUUCGCCUCUGUCCAAACUGCAUCUCUCAUACCUCCUGCCCUCGAAGGUAUCCCUACAGGCGAUGAAUUCUUGAAGAGACUUCCGGAGUUUGAUGCAGGGUUUGACCAGAUGCGGAAGGAUGCGAGUAAAGAAGGUAAAGUGUUGAGGUUUGUUGGCGUUGUCGACACUGUCAAGGGAGAAGUGAAAGCUGGUUUGGAAAAAUAUCCGACAUCUCAUCCGUUCGCUACAUCCCUCGGAGGCUCGGACAACAUUAUCAUGUUCCACACGGAAAGGUACAGCCCAAGACCUCUGAUUAUUCAGGGUGCGGGUGCAGGUGCUGCAGUAACGGCUAUGGGCGUGCUGGGGGAUUUGCUCAAGCUAGUUUAGAAAGCGAAUUUAGCGUGAUUCAUCAGGCAAUGUGUAGCUUAGACCUUAACCUGUACCUCUAACGCAGAAUGCUCGGAAAAUGGGACUAUCACACAUUUCCCG